Molecule: messenger RNA, 621 nt
Organism: Neurospora tetrasperma FGSC 2508
Lineage: Eukaryota; Fungi; Ascomycota; Sordariomycetes; Sordariales; Sordariaceae
Exons: 3
Coding region: 1-621 (206 amino acids)
Source: RefSeq, a predicted model, not a curated record
AUGGAGGAAUUACUGUCUUCUAGGUACCGUCCCGGUUGCGUCACGGUACAAAAGUCACCACCUUCAUCAGACGACAUCACCUCUGGAGUCUCCAAAAUGUCAUUAAAAAACGCCAAGACAAAAAAGCCAGAGCCUGUUGCCGACAGUUGGGAAGACGAAGAUGUCAGUUCCGAGUCCGAGCCCGAGGCCAAGACCGAGCCCAAGUCUGAGCGUGAGCGUAGCUUUGGUGCGGAGCCGGAAUCAUGGGAAGACGACAACAACAGUGAUGAUGAGGAGGGAGCGCCCUCUCCUCCGCCUUCACGCAACAACAGAAAGCCGGAGCCAUCAAUGACUACCUCUACUUCCAUCCCACCAUUUCUCGACUACACUGGGCCAGGCGGCAGCGCCAGCAACACUUCCUCCUCCUCAGAGUACAAGAGACCCGAAAAGACGGACGCCGUAGCCCGCCGGAUGAUUGCCGGUGCUCUGGGGCUGAAGGCACCCAAGCUGACCGAGGAGCAAAAGGCUUACGACCGGGCUUUGCGCGAGAAGGAGCGCAAGAGGAAGGAGGAGGAGAGAGAGCGGAAGAAGAAGGCAGAGGAGGAGGCCUUGAGAGCCAAGCAGGCGAUUUGGGAAGACUAG